Messenger RNA from Schistosoma intercalatum, 864 nucleotides. The record is from the annotation of a GenBank genome assembly. NCBI's taxonomy places the organism in Eukaryota, Metazoa, Platyhelminthes, Trematoda, Strigeidida, Schistosomatidae.
AUGGGGGAAAAUGCAGACUUUGAGGAGAAUUUAACAAACCGCCUUUUUGCUGUAGGAAAUGAAGCUUAUGAAACAGUUUCUCGUAAUGAUAUUUUAGAGCCUAUCGUUAGUACACUGGAUGAUUUGGCACUUGAGGUAAAAUCUUGUCUAACAAGUUUGGGUGACUUAUCUCUGGAUUUUAUCCAUUCCGAUGAACUCAUCAUGACUUCAGGAUAUUCCAAGGCAGUACACCAUUUUCUUCGUCACGCAGCGAAAAGAGGAAGAAAUUUCAAAGUUAUAGUCUGUGAAUGUUAUCCUGACAACUUGGGACAUAAAAUAGCUGAAGAACUAUCAAAGGAUGGUGUCGAUGUCAUUCUAGUCCCUGAUAGCCAUGUUUUUGGCUUGAUGUCGCGAAUAAAUAAAGUAAUUGUUAGCUGCCAGGCUGUGUAUCCUGAUGGAACGUUAAAAGCUAGGGUGGGGACUUAUGGCGUUAUGCUUGCAGCCAAAAGUUUUUCGAUUCCGAUCUACGUUUGUUUGCUGCAUCACAAACUCUCUCCUAUUCCAUUCAAGCACUCUUCUCGAUCAACACCAUCAUUUUCUGUACAGCCUACUGCUAAUCCCAGUGAUAGUUCGCCAGAUUGGCUGGAUAGCCCAUCAGUUAUUUUACCACCAAAUGAGCCUAAACUAAUUAACGAAGGGUUAGUUUAUCAUCAACCUAGCGAAGGUCCGGUUGUUUGGGUUCCAAAAUGGGAAAUUAUACCUUCGGGUCUUGUCAGUUUAUUUUUGACAAAUCUUGGCACUCAUGCCCCAUCAUAUUUAUAUGCUCUUGGACGAGAAUUGUUCCACUCUGCAGAUAUUAAGACAAUCAUGAUAUGGGACCAAUAA